Caenorhabditis auriculariae is the source of this 9846-nucleotide messenger RNA. NCBI's taxonomy places the organism in Eukaryota, Metazoa, Nematoda, Chromadorea, Rhabditida, Rhabditidae. The record is from the annotation of a GenBank genome assembly.
AUGACCAUUGGAUCCGCUUACGUGACAUAUCCAUCUUUGGUAGGGAUUCUGAAGCCUUUGUUACCUCCUACCAAGAAACCCCUUUGUUGGGUCGCUGUGGGGAUUGAACUUGUGACCCUUCGAACCGUAGACAUGCACACAACACGCGCUUCUAAGCAUUCAAAAAUGAAUAAAUAAAUAAAUAAACAAAAUCCUCAGGCAACCCAUGCAAAACGGAACGCCCACGACGGUGUCGUCCCGUUGCAUCUGUAUUAUUACGAGAGCUGAAUCACCGGAUGAAUCAUUCCGGUCCCGUAGAUUCCCAUGUCGGUUUCGUCGUCGGCUGGUUGGAAAUUCCUUUCCUUUCCCCUGCUCCCCACCCGAUAACCGUUAUUGUUUUUCGACACUGCUUUUCUUAUCGAUUUGAAUGCUUCUCUCAUCGGUUUCUUCUCUCAAAAUUAUUAUGUAUGUAAUUUAGUUAGCAUAAUGAGUGGGAGGGGCAUUAUUAUCUCUAUCAAACGUCUUCGUGGGGUCUUUUAAAAAAAAAGAGUGAGAGCUUUUUCUUUUUCGGAGGAGUUGACUUUUUCGCAUCAGAUUAUAUAGUCAAUGUUUCCCGACUUGAAAGGCGAGGGAGGCGGGGCAGGGGGCGGGACGCGUAGCGUGUGCGUUCGCGGUUCUUGGCACGUGUUCAAUUCAACCGCCAUCUAUUCUUUGGAAAACCCGUUUUUCGCUUUUUUCAUUCCUUUUUCAAUUAUUUAUUGAUCGUGUUCAUGUCUGCAUCAAAAAAUAAUAGAAAACAUUGAAAAAGAGCGGUUGCCGAGCUUUUUAAAUAGUCGGCGAUAAUUGAAUUGAACACGUGCCAAGAACCGCGAACGCACACGCUACGCGUCCCGCCCCUUGCCCCGCCACCCUCGCCUUUCAAGUCGGGAAACAUUGACUAUAGAAAAAUUCAUGAAAGAGUUUAGGGACUCCAGAGUGUUCCCUAUAGGGGCAAUCUUAGAGGCCCUCGAAGGUUCCCUCUAGGGACCACUUUACCUUCCCUUACAGGGACCACUGAAGCAUACAAAAGUUAGAUCUUGGACCCUUAUAAGGGCCAUCUAAGUUUUAAGUGCUUCGAGUGCUUUUUUGUCCCCUAUAGAGGCUGUUUUCACCCCUAACUACUAUAGGGACCACUCUGGCGUUCCAAAGAAAAAUGAAAAAGUUAGCAAAAAACUUCAAUAAAUUCCAAUUCGACUCAAUAGAGUUUGUAAUUUUGUAUAGCCGAUGGAUCCGCCAAGAAUGGCUCAAAGCUUGCUUGAUGUAAGGCGCGCCCGACCUGAAACGACUUACGAGUAGAUGCAUCUGAAAUCGUUAUAGAAGCUUAAAAAUUAGUAUUCAAUCUAACAUUAAUGCAACCUCAAAGCUUUGAGCCAUUCCAAUUGCGACCAAAAAAUUUAAGUCAAGAAAAAUGAAAAUCUUCCUGACUUUGAGCUUAUUAAAACGAAGCUUUUCGUAACGGAUGUCUUUUUUUUUUGGAUUUUUUCCAAUUUUUCUAAUAAAAAAAGUUGUUUUUUUUCUUUCUAGCUUCAUUAUCAAGCCCGUCUUUCGCUCCAAUUAAGUAAUUUUAUCGGAAAUUCCACAAAUUUAUUGAAUUAUUUUCGAAACAUUAGAACUGAGUUCAUUGUGACGCCCACAAAACCAAAACCAAAAACUUUAACCCCUAUUUUGACAGCUCAUUCCGUUUUUAUCAUCCAUCCACCGGGCGAGCAACAAAGUUCCAUGGAAAAGCAAAUAGCCGCAGGCCACAAGCGUCCUAAUACUUCACAUCGCCCUUGGCUGUUCAAAUAUUCGUGUUUUUAUGAUCUUUUUGGACUAGAAAUCGGUUUUUGGAACAAGAAACCCUGUGAAAAACCACUAUUAAUCGCCACUUUAAAUUCUUUUUUUUAAAAUUAUCUACAAUACUCGAAGUAUUUCUUUUAUACAAAUCAAACUUCCUUGAAAAAUUGCAAAUAGGGUCCUCUCCAAGUAUUCUUUGAGGAACUCCUUAAACAGUCACUAGAGUUUUCUUAAUUGGAAGGAAAAUAUUUUGGAUAUUUCCGUCAUUACUAACGCUGCGCCGCAACUUGCGUGGAGCUCCGCCCACUUAUCUCUGCCAGCCCUCCUUUUUGCAGAAAUCGACUUCAUUUUUAUUUUUUUCUCAUUUCUAAAAGUUUCUGCUAUUUUCGAGCCGCUCGAAAAAAAGUAAAGCAACUAUUGAGUGUAAUCUCCGAUAUAUUUUUUGUCCAUGCCACUGUUUUUCCCCGGGCUUUCUCUUCUUUUCUUUCUUUUUGCGUUCGUCCAAAGUUUGGCUGUUUUUUUCUGGUGUGUCUGUUGUUACACAUGAGAAGAAUACGCUCAAGGAAGACUCUUGGCGGAUUUUUGAAGAAGACAACUGACCUCUGGACAAAGAUUUUUAUCUGGAAAAAGAGGGAAAGACUAAUUUUUUUCAAAAAAAUUUUUUUAUUUUUUUCAAAAGACUCGGGAACAUUUUAUUGACUUUCAAGUCACAUGGGAAUUGCCAAAACUCUCGUUUUUUUCAAUAUUUGUUCAGUUUUUCAGACAUCAUGCGCAAAUAAACGCUGUAGAGGGGGUUCAAAAACUGUAUUAUCUAAGAAAUCGAAAUAAUAAAGCCACAAUUCACAGAUUGGGUGAUAAAAAGACCGUGUAAUGUUCUUAUAUUUGCUUUUCGCAUCGAGUCCAAGGCUUCAACACCUUCAUUAUCAACCAGACUGAUAUCGAGUCACGAUUUUUCUCAAUUAUUUAUGAUAAAAAAAUUAGCAAAAAAAUUAAGAGAGAAUAACCUACUGAUAUCACUUAAACAAUUUCUCGGUUGAGUAGAUUUUUAUAUUAGAGUUAAAAAAAUUUUUUUAUACAGUUUUUCGAGCGAAUAAAAGGUCCCCAGAAUGUUGCGUUUCCGGUGUUUUUUUCUCGCCAGAAUCACCAUAUGCAAACAAAAAAAUGAAACCAGAGAGUUUCUGGCUUCUCGCCAAAAAGGAAAAGCGUGUGAGAAAUUUUGACGAUUCCCUGUUGGAUCUCUUUCCGAGUGAGAAAAAAUCAAGAAAAAUGUGAUAGGCUGAAAAAUGUUGAAAAAAUUUUUUUGUUAACAUUUUCGCUUAAAAAAAUAUUUUUUAAAGAAAAAAAUCUCCUAAAAAGAAACUUCUUCCCUUAUUUUUCUUCGUUAUUUUUUUGCCUUUUUUUAAAAAAAUAAAAUGUACUCCGUAAAUCCUACUGGAGUUCAUUCGCGAGCACGCUGACGCAAAUUUGCAGAUUUUUUUCUGAUUUUUUUGAAAAUGAUCCGCUAGAAAUAUUUUUAUUCCGUCAGAGAUUCUUUCGAAGCUUUUUUCACAUUCUCCACAUUCAAUAUUCAAUAACCCAAUUUUUGAAAUUAGUUAUAAAAAAACGCAAAAAAAUAUUUUUCUGUGAGAUGGAAAAAAUCGUACUGAGAAUGACUCGACGCUUUAAUUUUUGAGACGCUCCCGACCCGAAACGACUUGCGCAUUGCUUUAAGCCAUUCAAUUUUUGAAUAUACAUAUUAUUGAGAGAAAAAUUUUAACAAAACUAGGAAAAUCUGAUCUCUGAUGGUAGGGAGUUAAAAAAUUCCUACUCCGUCUAAGUCUCUCUUUCUGUAUUUUAUACCUGAAAAUGAACGGAAAGGACCGUUUUCUCGUGUCGUUUAAUGUUUUAGAACGCUCCCGACCCGAAGCGACUUGCGCAUUGCUACAUCAAAGAGCACUAGAAAAGGUCAUUUAAGUCUCCAGAAGCGACCUUGAAGCUUUUAGCCAUUCAAAGAGCGGUCAUAAGAAUCUAGUAGAAAAAAAAUAAAGAAAAAAGGUUCAAUCAAACUGGGAAAGCUUAAUCUCUAAUGAUAGGAAGCUCAAAAACUUCUUACUCUGUCUAAUUCUACCAUUUUCUAGUUCAAAAGUCUCUCUUCCCACAUAACAAAAGCCAACAAAAAGAAGAACGUUUUCCCAAAAUCACGUGUCUCGUUUUUUUUGUCCGUUCGCGGCACCUUGGCCGUUGCCUUUUCCGUACGUUUCCCGAGGCGAAAUUGUAGGCCGACGGGGCAUUCUUCACUUGACUGGGAGGCCUCCUCCUUGUUUGCUUGUUUGCGUUUGGCGUCGAUUCUCUUCUGUGUCGUUCAGGUACCGCUGCGGCCACACUCGCCAUGUCGUACAACCACAACCAGUACAAUUAUCAGGUACUUAAUUAGCUUCUUUUGAUCAGCUGGGCAAGUUUCGAGAUUUUAGGCUUUUGGUGGUUAUUCGGAGGAUUUUUCAUAGCCAGAUUUGAUCAAAAUAGAUCUUUUCAGAGAGGACUUGUGAGCUCAUAACGCGAUCUUUUGACAUAAUUUUCCCUGACUUGCCGUAGAUCCAAAUACCGUAAAUCCUUGAUUUCUGAUUUGCCGGAUUUACCGUACAUUUAGAUACCGUAAAUGGUUGCUUUCUAAUUUACCGUAGACCUAGAAAACGUAGAUCGUUGAUUUCUGAUAUACCGUAGAUCUAUAUACCGUGAAUGAUUGCAUUUUAAUUUACCGUAGACCUAUAUACCGUAAAUCAUAUUCUGUUUUACCAUUCUGUUUUACCACAGAUCUUCGAUUUCUGGCUUACCGUAGAUCUAGAUAGCGUAAAUAGAUUCUUUCUAACUUACCUGAUUUUAUCCAAUCUUCUUGCGAUUUUUCAAGACUCAAAUUUCGAAGAUUCCCAGAUCUUGUCAAAAAAGAGCAUUAAGAAGGAUUUGGUCGUUAAAAAUUUGAACAUUUUUCGAUUUUACUGCUAUAAUGAGCUCAGUUUUGAUCUGAAAUCAUAUGCAACGUAAUUCAUUUUUAUUCAAUUCCAAAAACCUCUUCGAUUUUAGCUCGUUUUUGUCUUUAUCCUGUUUUUUUUUUCAAACUAGUUGUCUUUUUCGAAAAUUUCUUUCGAGUUUGUCUUCAUAUUUUUUUUCAUAUUUCUUCCAGCUCUUCAGAUCACUGAUUAGUCUCCAAGGUCAUUUUUGAAUUGUAUUCCUUUCAAAAUUUUGAUCCAACCUUUCGCUGUUUUGAGCUUAAAAAUUAAAUUUACGUUUUUAUCAGUGAACUCGUCGGUUAUAACUCCCCUUACAAAGCUCAUUUCAAGUUUUAAGGAGCCUUGGAACCACAAAAGUUCUCUGAAAACUUUUCUUUUGUGCUUUUCGAAACUUUUACUAACCGGUUGCGGCGAGCCGACUGUACAAAUAAACUUGGCUCGGGGUUAAACUUUUUUGAUGUUUGCUUCUUUUUGAAGAAACUGGUAGGAAAACCUUUUUAGUAUAGACUCAGAAGCUGGAAACUAAGAAACUUUUGAAUUGAUCAUAUAUUUUCUUUCCAUUUUCUGAAGCAGAAGCAUGAAGUCGAAAGUCCAAAAUUUAAUUAGAAUGACUGGUUCGCAAAAUAGGAAAAAAAUCCGGUUUUUUUAUUUAUUAAAAUAGAAGUUUUUCUCUCACAGAAUAAAUGUGAAAUCAAAUGGAAAAGCUUCGCUAGUUCAAAAGUUUUAUAAAAAAAUGGUCGAAAACUGUCAUUUUUUGAAUAUUUUGAGACGUCAGCUUUCCAAGCUUUAAAGGGAGAUAAAAUGAACUAUCAUUAAAAAAAAUAGAAAUAGAAAAGAAACCGUAACUUGCUGAAACGAAUCAAUAAAAAUCAAUCAAUAUCGUUGAAAUUUUCAGAUAGCAGUGAUAUUUGCCAUUUUGAUCGGAGGAUGUCUUUUGCUAGCCGGCGUUGUUGGAGGGAUCUACUUUAUGUGUGUAAAUACGGUGAGUCUUAUCCUUCAACUUUCCUUUUUAGUAACUUUAUUCGCUGUAUGUUGAAUAGUCUGUUUAAAAAAAUCCUUGCUGUAAAUUUAAAGGAGCAUAUACUUAUUUAAAAAGAGCCUUUAUAACCGACAGUUUUCCACUUGAUUCUAUAUUUGUUGGUCUGUUUUUGCUGUGAAUUUUAAAGGAGCAUAGACUUGUUUAAAAUAAGGGUCUCAUAGCUAAAAGCCUUUAAAUUUUCCUUAAAAUCAAUGCGUUUGAUAAAGUUGUUGCUGAAAACUUAAAGGAGCAUAUAUUUAUCCAAAAAAGGUCUUGCACCGAAGAGCCUUUAACAUGAUGAUUUUCCUUGAAACUGUGAAUUUUAAAGGAGAAUGUACUAUUUUCUCGAAAAUUCUUGAGGCUUUGAGCUGUUUUCUGAUCUUGUAAGCUUCAAAAAUCGCAGCAAGGAUUUUUGAACAUACUUUUUUUUUGUAAACCACAUUCCAUUGACCUCAAACUUCCAAGACAUUUUACUUGUUCCCGGGAUAAAAACCAAGGAAAAGUUUGUGAAACAUGUGUCGCUCUGGAAUCGUAAAGCGAAAACGAUCGAUAAAUAUGAAUUGCAUGCUGUUUGCUUUUGUUCAUCUCGGCCGGGAGCUUCGGACCGUUGGAAAGGGAGGUCGGGCCUUAAUAGAAAACAAAUAUUCGCUCCAUGGGCGACUCUCCUCAAACAGCUCCUUCUCGUGAACUGUGGCGGAAGCGGCAGAACAUGAAGAAGAACACCGCGCGGGGAUUAGACCUGCUUCAAUGCCUUUUGCUGUUUCCUUAGUAGUUUUGGACGAGAAGAGAAUGUUUGGAGGUUUAAGGGUCAGUUAUAGCCGAUCAAUCCCGACUUAAAAUGCGAAAUAAAGAGAAUGGCAAGGGGACGCGUUGCGUAUGCGUUGCGGUUUCUCGGCGGGAAAUUUGAGAUCAAACGCGAACCGCAUUUUCUGCUAUUUGUCCGUAUUUUUUUGGAGAUUUUCCCGAUUAUUUAUAAAUUUAAUGGUAUUGAGAGAAUUUGGUUGAAUGAUCGAAGUUUAAAGGAACGUAUAGUCAAUUUUUCCCGACUUGAAAGGGGAGGGAGGCGGGGCAAGGGGCGGGACGCGUAGCGUGUGCGUACGCGGCUCUUGGCGCCAGUUCAAUUCAAUUGCCGCCGACUAAUUAAAAAGCUCGGCAACCGCUCUUUCUCUGUAUUUUCUACUCAUUUUCGAUGCACAAGUUAACAUAAUCAAUAAAUAAUUAAAAAAAUAAGAGAAAAAGAGCGAUAAAUGAGCUCUCUGAAUGCUCGCUGGCGGUUGAAUUGAACUCGUGCCAAGAGCCGCGAACGCACACGCUACGCGUCCGCCCCUUGCCCCGCCUCCCUCCCCUUUCAAGUCGGGAAACAUUGACUAUACUUGAUUAUUGAAUGAUGAAAAAAAAUAUUCAAAGUGUAAGAGUUUUUUUGAAGAUGGUAAUAUAAAAAUACAAUGGGAAGGUCAAAAAGGUGUGUCAUCGAUAAAAAAUACAAAAUAGAUUCAUCAUGAAUAUGUUAUAAAUCUUUUCAGAUGCGUGACGACGACAAGAAAAGAUUACAGUCUGGGAGGAAUUCAGCAUCAAAUUGGCCCACACAGGCGCCUUCCUACACCGCUUCCUACAGGUUUUUUUAAAACUAUUAUUAUAAUUCAAUCUUUUAAACAACUUUUUUUCUCUUUUUCAAAAUUAAGAUUGAAUCUUGAGAUAUUUUAUAAAUCCUUAUAGUCGAAACGCACCAAAACGUACGAAUCUGCGUCUAAAUCAAAAAAACGUGAAGUCUUUUUCUGAAAAUGAAUUUUUCUCUAUUUAUAAGUAAAUCCAAACUUUAUUUUUCUCAUCCCAUUAUCUUUUCUUUUUUCAAACAACGACAUAAAUCAUCAAUAAUAACGUCAAAAGCUCGAAAAAAAGAACAUUUGUCGAGGUUUCUGGAGUUGAGAAAUGACUGAUUGUGACAAGGGUUAUAUCAUUUUUUGCACAGAUUUUUUCGGUUUACGAAAGUUGGAGAUUUGACUUUUAUCGUCAAGGAAAGUGAGAAAAUCAAUUUUUUGUUUUAGAAUGCCUCUAGGUUCCUAUAUGCGAGCUUGAUAUAACCAAUUAGAACCUAAAAAUUAUCCCCUCGAUCUUUACAAAGUCAAAAUUUUUUUCUUGUGCUUUUUAAAAAAAUCGAUCGAAAAAAACUUCCCAUAUACUUUUUAGGCUCGAGUAAAAUGUACUAAAAACUAUCAAAAAGACUCUGAUAAUUUUUUUCAAUUUUUCUAAAAACAUGUUGUUGAAGUCUUCUGAGUUUAUAAAUCGUUCUACAAAAGGUCUAGAUCUAGAAAAAGUCCUGAGUUAUAACGAAAUCUGAUAAGACUCCUUUCUGAAUAGAGAAAAAUUCUCUAGAAAUGGUUUGAGAAUUUCCAAUAGGUUUAGAAAACUUUUUAAACUUCCUGAUAGAAUUGAAAGUUUCUGUGAUACUGUUAGAUGUGGUUAGACUCACCCGAACAGUGAGAAAUAAACUUUAGGUUUCUCAGACAUUUUUGAAAAUCAGUAUGUUACGGUCCAAAGGUCUAUAAAUCCAAAAACCCGAUCCAAUUUCCAGAGGCCGCGGACCAUCACCCACUCCUUACAAUCCAGUGCCUGCGGCGGCGAUCGUCGGUCCGCAGAGUUACCAAUUCGACGAGGUCCGCUCCCCGAUGACGCCCGUGGUCGCCCCGCAGAACAUCUCUUCCUACACCCCGAUUCCGUCCGCCGCCGGCGGCUACAUCCCACAGUACUCCCAAGUUCCUCUGGUGGCCCCCAACGGCCAGGAAUACAUCACCUCCAGCGUCAUCCAACAGCCCCAAACUGACGUUAUUUAUACUCAGGUAGGAUCGGUUAUGAAGAUUUGUAUUGAGUUUGAAACUGAGAAGGAAAAUGAGUUUUUUAAAAAUUGAGGUUAAUAAGCCCGAAAGUCUCAAAGAGAUGUAUUUGAAUUUGUCUCCGGUAGAUAUAUAAUAAUAAUGUUCGAAAAGGAAUGAGUAUAAUAAAUUGAAAAAUGAGCCCAAAAGCUUCAACCUGACGUCAUUUAAACUUCAGUAAGCUUCGUUGAUAAAGAAUAUCAAAAUUAUAAAGAGAGUAAUGCGUUUCGUAAUGAAAAAGAAAGAUUAGGUGAAGAAUAAUAAAACCGAAAUUUUGUUUUUUAUUAACUUUCAAAAAGCUCCGUCAAUUUUUUUAAUGAAAAUGAUCUCAAAAAUUGACCCUGACUCCUCUUUUAUGUACCAGAGAAAAUUUAACAGUUUCAACCUGGAAAAAAAUCCUAGUUUUUUUAUAAGAAUAAAGAUUUUUCUGAAUGGUACAAUUUUUCCUUAGAAAAAAAUCCCUUUUUUUAAACAACUUUCUAGUUACCUUGAUCAACUAUUCAACUUUUUUUAAAUCAUAGAAUACAUUUCGAAUGAUAUACAAUAUUGAUUGUUCAUAUUUCAUUUUUUAGUCAUUUCAUUAAGCUUUCGUUUUGAUGAGUUGAGAAAAUAAUGAAUGAAUUGAGAAAAAUUUCGGGUUUCUUUUUUGAUAUUUGCAGUUUCAGGAGACGUUUUUAAGAUCAUUUCAUUUCUAUAUUUUGAUCAAUGCUAUUCUGUGUUUUUAAAAUUGUUCUUUGAAGAUUUUUUAUUUCCCAUUUGUUAACUUCAUUUGAUUCUUACGCAAAAUACCCAAGAUGUCUUGUCUUUUUAUGCAGUCCCGUCAGAAAAUAUAAAAAAAGGACUGUUUUUUGUUUAUGACGGUCUUGUAUGGAAUUUGAUCUUCCUGAAUCCUUCUGGAGUUGUGGAAACUGUUAUUUAUGAAACUCUGGUGGAAUUUCGGUUUGCAGAAAAAACGCAGCUUUAUAGAGUUUCCAAAAUAUUAAGCUCCAUACAAGGAAAUCGUGAGCAAAAAUGGUUUUUGUAAUUUUUCUGACGCUACUGUAUUGGAAAAUUUUUUGCAAGCUUCUACCUUUAUCGUUGAUGAUUUUGAAGGGACCCAGCCGGAUUCGUCCAGCAACGUCCGGUGGAAUACGUCGUCCAACAAACGCCCGCCGCCGGAUUCCAUCAAUCUUCCGUUUAA